This is a messenger RNA of Contarinia nasturtii (swede midge), 3166 nucleotides long. RefSeq lists its product as uncharacterized. NCBI's taxonomy places the organism in Eukaryota, Metazoa, Arthropoda, Insecta, Diptera, Cecidomyiidae. The record is from RefSeq and is a predicted model, not a curated record. The transcript is spliced from 12 exons. Bases 248 to 3040 code for a protein of 930 amino acids.
CAAUAACAAUAAAUUGGCGUCCGUCACAAAAAAAAGAAUGUUGAAAAUUGUCCGAAAAAUAUAGUAAUGUGUGAUUAAGUGCCAAAUAACAUAUUGCUCGAGAGUGAAUCGGGAAUAGAAAUAUCAGCAAAUAGAUUAGAAUCAUCAUCACUGCUUUUUCAAUGUAAUCUAUACACUCAUGUGUAGUGUGCACUAGAAGUGGUAUAACUAAAGUUGUAAGGGGCAGAUCAACAAGCAUAUUAGACGAAUGCAUAAAAGACAAUACGACGACUAUUUACGAAUGAAAAACGCUAAAAUGGCAACGCCGAUUGUUCCGUUGGGUGAAGAGAUUGAAAUACCCAAUGAUGACAAUAAAAAGGUACGGAGAACACAUCCACUUUUCAAUGGAUUUUUUGAGUUUCACUCACACUUGCCAAAUAACAAAAUAAAAGCAAAUUGUUUGUCGUGCGAACGUAUGGGUCGACCAAAUCUAAUUCAAGCCAGAAAAGGCAUCUCGUCCAAUUUAUUAACACAUUUGAAUCGGAUGCAUCCAAAUGAAUAUGAAAGGUACUUUUCAAUGAAAAAUUCAAAUCAACCACCAAAUGGAACGGAUGUAACUAAACAAGAACCAAGGUUAUCCUUUAUUAAGAGUACAACGCCAGUGGCAUCAACCGCCAGAAGUUCAAUAAUUUCACCAAGACCACAUAGCCUCUUCACCGAAGGAUUUUUUAAGUUUGAAUCGCAAUUACCGAACAGAAUAAUAACAGCCAGUUGUCUGAUUUGUGAACGCUUGGGUCGACCGAAGCUCAUUCAUGCCAGAGAAUCUAGCGCGUCGAAUUUGUUGGCACAUUUGAAACGCACACAUCUUUCUGAAUAUGAUAGAUAUAUUUUGUUGAAAAAUCACCGACAAAACGAUUUGGAGCCAACGGAUUUGGAGCCAACGGAGCAACCACAAUUUGAUAUGAAUAUUGAACAGUCGGUGGUAUCAACGAUCAAAAGUGAAGAUUUGGAAUUUGUCGAUGUGAAUCAGGAUGAUGAUGAUAUGCAGGGCGAGACAUGGGAUAGUUUUGAAUCGUCCGAUUAUUUUGAAGGCUUGGAUAAUUCACAAAUGGACACUGAAGCAGCAGCUACAUCAACAACAACAAGAAUGCAAACUCGUGAUGAACCAAACCAUGACAACGAAUCAUCUAGCGAUAGUAUCGACGAAUCAUUCGACUACCAAGAAAAUUGGGUUCGGCGUGCACCGUUGUUGUUUCGUGGUGGAUUUUUCCGUUUUAUAAAACGCGAUGGUGUGACUAUUAGAGCUGAAUGCUUGAAUUGCAAACACGGUAACGUCUACAGUGGCCACAUAGCAUCCAGUUCAAAUUUUGUCAAACAUUUGUCGCGCAUGCAUCCGAAAAUGUUUGAUCGAUUUUUGACAUUAAAAGAAGAGGAAAAGUCGAACAUUCGAAAUGAGUUCAAAGCGAAUAAAAAAUAUGAAAAAUUUGAUCAACAUGAUUUUGAUCGCAUCGUUCUGAACUUUAUGAUCGACGGUAUGCAUAAGCCAGCAUUACUUCAGGAUCCAACAUUCCAUACAUUGGUUAACGAUCUUGCCACAAAUCGAACAUCAGAAUACCAUCCAACACAAAAAUAUGACAUUAUCUCACCAAAAGUAUUGCAAGCCGAAAUUGACGAACGUCUCUCGUCGAAAAAAGAAAAUCUAAUUGCAUCGUUGAAGGAAGUAUCAAGCGUAUCAGCGGCAAUCGAUGUUUGGUAUGUACGACAAAAGACGUUCAUGUCAGUUGUGAUCAAUUGGAUAGAUAUCAAUGAUUACCGUCGAAUUUCAAGCGUAAUUUCCUGCGACGUCUUCACUGGCACCAAAACAAACGACGACUUACUUGGGCGGAUUGAACAAAUUUAUGGUGACUACGAUCUUUCUUCGAAAGUCGUGGCCACUGUGACCAAUAAUAAUCUUCAAUAUAACAAAAACCUUGAGAACAAUGAUAUUACUUAUUUCAAUUCGGAGGGUUUGCUGGAUAACAUUGUGAAUCCAGCACAUUUAUUUGAAUUGAUUGGAAUCGAACAAGCCCAAAUAGCACUGGCCGAUGAACAAUACAACGCAGCAUACAAAUCUGCCUUCGAUAAAUACGAUAUGCUAUUGGAUUAUGUCACGAACAAUGAAAUACCAGAAAACUCUAUUUUCAAAUUAGUAUUCAAACAUCCAUCUGGUGGUUCAAAAUUAACCGAACUCUAUAACAGCAUCACAAAUUUGAUUCAAUGCCACAAAGAAACGUUAAACGAAGCGCUGAGUGAAUGUAACAUUCCAAUUUUCACCAAAAACGACAUGAGUUUCUUAAAAGAGUAUGCGGUGACUUUGGAACCAAUUGCUACCGCCAUUGAGUAUCUGCAGACUAAUCGGUAUUAUGCCACACUUUUACCCAUGGUUUAUAGCAUGAGAGAUAAUUUGAUAGAUGUACAAAAUCGAGUCAAAUUGUGUCUACCACAUUUAAAAGCUAUUUUGAAUUCGUUCGAACAAAUUUUUGCACAUCUUUUUGAUUUUGAUAAUGAAAAAUGCAUCCCAGCGAUUAUUGCGACGUGCACACAUCCAUUCUUUAAAAUGCGGUGGCUUAAGGGUGAUUUAAAAACACUGACAAACACCAAUAAGAUAUUAGACCUACUUGUCAAGGUCGCAAAGGAGUUUGAUGACGGAGUGAGGAGUGAAGAAACAGACGGUAGAGAUAUGAGUAUAAGCGAGCAAACACAACCACAGAAAAAGUUCAAAUUCAGUUUUGACACGACAUCAAACGAUGAGGCCAGCGAUGAAACAGUGAUUCAAAUGGAUUUUAUGUCAUUUCUGAAAAAACCAUGCCAAAACGAUGAGACGAAUUUGGAUGAGCUACAAUUCCACCCGUGGGUGCAGAAACUUUUUAUUCGCUAUAAUUCAAUUCUAACGUCAACAACAGCACUGGAACAAUCCUUCCCAUUGACAGAUCUGAUCCGAAAGUCAAUGUCAUCUGAUUUCUCCGAUGAAUUGUUCCAGAAAUUGGGAUUAUUGGUAGCAUCACAAACAAAAAACAAUUAAUUCACUGUCCAAACAGUCGGUUGAGUAUACUUUUAGGCGUAAGUUGUGUUUAGUUUCAUUAUUUAUCAUAUUUUCUGUCUUUACGUGUAACUCAAUGUUGUGAAAUAAAAAUCUGAUAAUAAAUAA